Molecule: messenger RNA, 234 nt
Organism: Musca vetustissima
Lineage: Eukaryota; Metazoa; Arthropoda; Insecta; Diptera; Muscidae
Product: lipopolysaccharide-induced tumor necrosis factor-alpha factor homolog
Exons: 2
Coding region: 1-234 (77 amino acids)
Molecular function (GO): zinc ion binding
Source: RefSeq, a predicted model, not a curated record
AUGGCUGCCCCAAUGGGUCCCGAAUCGCAAACGGCUUUUUGUCCGAACUGUAAUCAGAGCAUUCAAACCAAUGUUGAACAAAAGUCGACAACAAAAACUCAUAUUUUGGCAUUAAUAUUGUGUGUUUUCGGAUUAUGUCCUUGUGCCUGUUGCCUCUACUGUACAGAUUGUGCCCGUAAUGCUGAACACUAUUGUCCGUUGUGUAAUUCCUUUUUGGGUGUCUAUGAGCGAUAA